Molecule: messenger RNA, 689 nt
Organism: Populus trichocarpa (black cottonwood)
Lineage: Eukaryota; Viridiplantae; Streptophyta; Magnoliopsida; Malpighiales; Salicaceae
Product: monothiol glutaredoxin-S6
Exons: 1
Coding region: 130-438 (102 amino acids)
Source: RefSeq, a predicted model, not a curated record
CAGAGGUAUUCAAGCUCCUCAUAACAAAGCCUUUUAGAGUCUCAACUAUCUACAUCAACAUACACCCGUCUCAAGCCUUUAAAGUCUCUCAACAACCACUUCAAACUCUUUGAAACCUUUGUUGUGACAAUGGAUGUAGUGAAUGUAAUGAUUCAAGAAAAGCCAGUGGUGAUUUUCAGCAAGAGUUCUUGCUGCAUGAGCCACUCCAUCGAGUCGCUUAUGCGUGGAUUUGGAGCAAAUCCAACGAUUUAUCAGCUAGACCAAAUUCCAAAUGGACAACAAAUUGAAAGGGCAUUAAUGCAGCUUGGGUUUCGACAGAGUGUACCUGCUGUGUUCAUAGGCCAACAGCUGAUUGGUAACGAAAGGCAGGUGAUGAGCCUCCACAUCCAGAACCAACUAGUCCCAUUGCUUAUUCAAGCAGGUGCAAUAUGGAUUUAGAAUAAGUAGUUUCUCUCUACGCAAUAGGACAUGGAUCCAUGUCACGCCGCAGAAUAUUUAGAUAAGCUACUAGUACUGUUUCUUUUUUGUUUGCUGUUUUCCCCAUUAAGACAAAAUGAUAGUUGGCACUGCUCAGAACCUCUUUAUGUUUUAAAUUUUUCCCGACGAAGUUUCAGAACUUCCACGCAUCUACGCUGUACCUAAUAAGGAUGCACUGCUUUUGUUUCUUUCUACGGGCUCAAAAUCAAGCA